GCUGUCUCAAAAUUUAGGACUCUCGACAAACGGCUAGCUACCAGUCUUCGGAGAGAAUUAAGUACGCAAGAUGAUCAUAUUCUGUUGGUCGCUUGUCCUCUUACAACCGCUCACUACGACAAUAUUUACAUCAGCUGCAGUUCAAAAUGAUCGUCAAAGUAAGGUGCUUAUCCUUGGUGCUGGAAUGGCAGGGAUCAAAGCCGCCGAAGUCCUUCAAUCUCAUGGCAUCGACGAUUUUAUCAUUUUGGAAGGAAGCAACCGCAUCGGAGGCAGACUGCUUUCUGCCACGUUAAACAGUGGACACUCAGUCAACGUCGGUCCGCAAACAGUAAACUCAGGUGCAAACUGGGUACAAGGAACUACAGGAGUCCGUGGGAUUAAUCCUGUGUGGACAUUGGCUAAAACUUGCAAUUUAUCGACAGUAACAACGUCAUUUGAUGACACAUUGUAUUAUCUUAAAGACAGUAACGUGACCAUUAACGACAGCGCGGAAAUCGUUGAUGAAGCAUGGACUCUAUUGGAGAAAGCUCAAGAACAAGUAAAUCAGAAAAUUGAAAACGGCGAAUACCCUGCUUCAUACUCACUUCGUACCGCAUUGUCUGAAGCAGGCUGGCAUUCAAAUACAUCCCUAAAAACCGCGAUUGAGUACUUAGAGUACGAUUUCGAGUACGCUGAAGCACCCGACGAUACAUCAGCGAGAACCGCAUUAGACUACUCAUACUAUUACAGCGAUGUCGAAGAAAUGGUGGUGGAUCAAAGAGGAUUUGCGCACGUGAUUGACUGUAUGGCUCAGAAAUUUCUAUCUCAAAGCGACACGGGAAAAUAUAAUGACACCAGACUGAAACUAAAUGCUAAAGUGAAGGAAAUUGAUUAUACUGGAACUACUUUUCGAGUCACAACAACAAAUAACGAUGUCUACGUCAGCGAUUACGUCAUCUGUACUUUCAGUGUUGGCGUUUUACAGAGUGGAGACGUCACUUUUCGUCCUUCUCUUCCAGCACAGAAAUUAGCUGCUAUUAAAAAUACCCACAUGGCUGUCUACACUAACAUUUUCUUAAAGUUUGACAGGAAAUUCUGGUCUUAUGACAGCCAUUUCCUUUUGUAUGUGUCUGACGUGCGUGGCUAUUAUACAGUGCACAUUAACAUUGCUGCCUACCAUAACAACGACCCCAACUGGAAUGUCCUACUCAUCACUGCUCUAGACGAUUUAUCUAAAAAAGUCGAGAGUCAAACAGAAAACGAGACUGUAAGUGAGAUCAUGGAGAUUUUAAGAAAGAUCUAUGGAUCUCACAUUCCAGAUCCCAUAGAUGUAGUCAUUCCCAUCUGGUUCAAUAAUCCUCUCUUUUACGGUUCUUAUUCUAACUUGGCCCCCAACUUUACUUCAGAAGAUUUUGAAAACAUGGGUGCAUCUGUUGAUGGGCGCUUGUAUUUUGCUGGAGAAGCGACAGCCAACAUUUCAAACGGCUACGUGCAGUCUGCUUAUGUUACUGGUGAAGCAACAAGUCUUUGUGUGAUCGGAGUUGAGACAAACAAUAACCGCUUGAAAGACAACUGUCUUGGUAACUUGCAGUCUACUUCCGGUGGUCCGUCGGUUCUUAGCCUGAACAAUGUUUUGCUCAUAAUCAUCACUCUAAUCACCACCCACACAGCGUUACAAUAAACUGUAAUAUGCUGAUGGUGUUCUUACAUUAUCAUGUUGCCAUUGUGUAGGCACUCAGUUUGCAGCUGUGAUAUCUACUAGUAGCUAGUCUGUAUUAGCUAGUCUGUAUUAGCUAGUCUGUAUUAGCUAGUCUGUAUUAGCUAGUCUGUAUUAGCUAGUCUGCAUAGCAUUGCUGCAAGCAUGUGGAAUUGGUCAUGACUGUCGUCCCUAAAGACUUAGGUAGUCUGUAGAGUUGCUGCAUAUGCAAUUGUUGAUGAUCUAGUUGGUCAGCUGUUGCCAUUUUUGUUGUAAUGAAGUCAUUUUGUGUCACAAUAUAUUAAUAACAAGGUCGUUUUGGAAAACUACAUCUCUGUGAACCACUAAUAACAAACACACCAGCAAGACGCAUGCUUGUAGGCUGAGUUUG
Corticium candelabrum is the source of this 2066-nucleotide messenger RNA. RefSeq lists its product as uncharacterized. Gene Ontology annotation, molecular function: oxidoreductase activity. Bases 71 to 1660 code for a protein of 529 amino acids. The record is from RefSeq and is a predicted model, not a curated record. NCBI's taxonomy places the organism in Eukaryota, Metazoa, Porifera, Homoscleromorpha, Homosclerophorida, Plakinidae. The transcript has 4 exons.